Molecule: messenger RNA, 1924 nt
Organism: Daphnia pulex (common water flea)
Lineage: Eukaryota; Metazoa; Arthropoda; Branchiopoda; Diplostraca; Daphniidae
Product: ionotropic receptor 93a-like
Exons: 10
Coding region: 132-1559 (475 amino acids)
Biological process (GO): monoatomic ion transport
Cellular component (GO): membrane
Molecular function (GO): ligand-gated monoatomic ion channel activity; signaling receptor activity
Source: RefSeq, a predicted model, not a curated record
GAAUAAUAAAAUUUUGUAUCACAAAUACGCCCGGUGUUGCGCUUCCAGUUCACUAUAAAACCCAAUCUCAGGGGACGAACUGCACUCACUACGCUGACUAUUACCAGUCGAAUUUUCAGGUGAGCUCAACAAUGCCGUUUCGACAUGCGAUGAUUUUGCUGAUUGUGCUAGGCAUUUCUUGUUCUUUGGCGGCUGUUUGUUCUUCAUUACCUGCUUCCCGUUAUGAAAAAUCGGCCAACCUCAACGGCAUUCCUCUGAAAUUUGCUGCUACUCAUUUUCCGCCUCAUAACAUACUGACUUUGAUGCCUAACGGGAACUACACAGACAUCGGUAGUACCCCGUUGUAUUUCGCCUGGCUCGCAGAAAAGCUCAACUUUACGAUUUCUUAUGAUUAUCUGCCUAACGAAAUAACAAAAUCUCAGUAUGGCAAUUUGGGCGACAUCGCUCUCGUUCUAAAAGUUGUCCAGGACAAGAAAUUCGACAGAUCAUCUAGAUUUAUUAUUGCUUCUUCAGAAAGAAUGAAAACGACCGAUUUUGCCAUUUUCAUGUGGGCUGAAUCGCUAGCCAUGGUAGUUCCUCUCCCUGGAGAAGAGCAUCGAAUUUUUGCAUUUGUUCACCCGUUUCAGUCCACGGUAUGGCUGCUCAUCUUUAUUGCCGGUUUCAUAAUGGUUGUCUUAAUGGCACUCUUUUCGGAAAUUUAUUGCAAUUUUUUUUUAAGUCCUGAAACUUCCGUCUGCAUUGCUAGAAAAUGUACGAUAAAUGGUUGGUUCACAUAUUACUUGAUGUACAUAAUCAACACCAUGACAAACCAAGGAAAUGCAAUUCCUCUUCGUCGUCUCUCCUUCCGGAUACUCGUCGGAGUUUGGAUACUGGUCGCCACGGUCUUGGUCAACAGUUACUCGGGUACCGUCAUUUCUUACCUAACAAUCCCGAAUAUGAAACCACCCAUCAACACGUUCGAAGAUUUGGUCGCAAGCGAAGACGUCGAACUCAUUAUUUUAGCUGACACCAUGACCAAAAAGCAAAUACUGGAAGCUACACGCGGUGCACAGAAGAUUCUUGGCGAUGAUAUUCGCGCACAUCCUGAUCGAAUAUUAAACAGCAUAGAGGAAGCGACCGUUCGCUUGAAAACUGAGCGAUAUGCCUUUGGAAAUUCCCAAUCGUUUUCCAACAGCUUCAUCGCUAGUCAGUUCCAGGAGAAUGGCAAGUGUCGUUUCAAAACAUCUGACCCUUAUUCAAUGACCAUGUUUUAUUCUAUGCCAUUGCAAAAGAACAGCAAGUACACGCCGAUUUUUAAAUACGCUUUGAUGGAACUCUGGGAAACCGGACUUCCUGAAUAUUGGGUGAAAAACAGCAUGCCGCGAGCGCCGAAAUGUUUCGAGAAAACCAAACUACGGAGAACCGCCAUCCCCAAACCUAUUGGAUUGGAUGAUCUGGCCGGAGCUUUUUUCAUUUUGGGCGUCGGCGUCGGUCUAGCAACAUUCUUCUUUCUCGUGGAGAACAUGAUUCGAUUCAUAUCUCUUGCGAAGUCAACAGCGACACAAAACAAUAGAAUUUGAUUGCCAUCAUUUUCGUUCAUGUUUCAACGAACUUAAUGCAAACCUUGUUUCAUGAUUUAGUUAAUCUAUAAUACGACUAUAUUUAUUGCGCUUUAUUUUAGCGGUGCAAAAAAAUCUGUGUGACAGGUUAUUAUGAUAUUUACAACAUGAAACAUUCCUUCCCUCAAUUCCCUCUUGCUGAUUGCCCCAUUGACCCAGCAUUGACCAAUCUCGCUACACCCGACUUUGUUUUAUUACGUUUUAUAAAAUUUGAAGUACAAUUUGUGCGCUUUUUGUUCAGACACCUUGCUUAAAAAGCUGAUUGGAUAAUAUGCACUCUAAAGAGUAAACUAGGUCCUUGUACGUUAUUAGAGGGAGUUAAUAUU